Messenger RNA from Cajanus cajan (pigeon pea), 1123 nucleotides. RefSeq names its product ras-related protein RABA6b. Lineage: Eukaryota; Viridiplantae; Streptophyta; Magnoliopsida; Fabales; Fabaceae. The record is from RefSeq and is a predicted model, not a curated record. Gene Ontology annotation, molecular function: GTP binding; GTPase activity.
AUUACUCAAUACCCUCCAAAAAUAAUACCAAGGAAUUGUGUAGUGCCUCCUUUGUUUCUAACACUGUAUAAAUAUGAUCAUGACCUUGCACCCUAUUUUUACUCUCUCCCGUGCCCGAAUAGCUCAUGAUCAACAUUUUCUUUAUAGUUAAGUUUUUCCACCUCCUCAUUAGUUUUGUUCCCUUUGAAUUUCUUCUCUUUGGGUAUUAAGAAAAAGAGUUUAGAGGUGAAGCUAGAGAUUAAUAGAUAAUUUAAGAGUCAUAUUUAUGGCUGAUGCAUUUGAUGAAGAGUGUGAUUAUCUCUUUAAAGCUGUUCUGAUUGGAGACUCUGGAGUUGGGAAAUCAAAUCUUCUCUCAAGGUUUGCAAAAGAUGAAUUUCGUUUGGAUUCCAAACCCACCAUAGGAGUGGAAUUUGCUUACAGAAACAUCAAGGUUGGAGACAAACUCAUCAAAGCUCAAAUAUGGGACACUGCCGGCCAAGAAAGGUUUAGAGCAAUCACAAGCUCAUACUACCGAGGAGCCUUAGGGGCAUUGCUAGUGUAUGACAUAACCAUGAGAUCAAGUUAUGAGAAUGUGAGCAAAUGGUUGGUGGAGCUGAGAGAGUUUGGAGGCCAAGACAUGGUGGUUGUUCUGGUGGGAAACAAGUGUGAUCUUGACCAAUCAAGAGAAGUUGAGAAAGAAGAAGGAAAAGGGUAUGCGGAAACAGAAGGGUUAUGUUUCAUGGAAACCUCUGCUUUGAAGAAUCUGAACGUUGAGGAAGUGUUCUUGCAAAUGAUCACAAAGAUUUAUGACAUGACCAGGCAGAAAAGUUUGGCAGCAAAAAUGGAGGAGAAACCUUUUAAUCUUUUGAAUGGGAAAGAGAUUCAUAUAGCUGAUGAUGAAGUGUCUGCAACUAAACAAACUAGCACUUGCUGUUCAAGAUGAGAGGUUUCGUGGGGAAAGUAUGGGAUUUUUUGAGGAUUGAUUCUUCAUAUUUUCUCCACUUCUCAAACAUUUUUUUUCUUCUGAUUAUCGGCCUUCCUUCAUUACAUGAUGGGGUUAAUUUUUAAAAAAUAUACACAAGUGAUGCCUUCUUGGUAGAAAGUAAAUGCUGAUUUUUAUAUCAUACAUGGAUUUCUUUUUAAA